Molecule: messenger RNA, 5397 nt
Organism: Archocentrus centrarchus (flier cichlid)
Lineage: Eukaryota; Metazoa; Chordata; Actinopteri; Cichliformes; Cichlidae
Gene: prr33
Product: proline rich 33
Exons: 3
Coding region: 193-3729 (1178 amino acids)
Source: RefSeq, a predicted model, not a curated record
GGCGCCCGUUCCUUCCAUUUGUAGAAGGGGGGUCGAGUUGGGCUCAACAUGAACCUGCCGCGCCGACACUCCGGGCUGGGACAAGCAGGCAGCAGCCGGCCGGCCGCCCCCCAAGCAGCAGUCGCACAGGGGAACCCGCCUGGAGUGCUUUGAACAUCAGCAACAAGUUUUUACCUGGGUGCUGAAGCACUCAUGGCUGUCGCUUAUGGUACUGUCACCCAGCCAGGCCUGCUUUCCCAGCAGUACCCCCCACCCCUGCUGCCCAAGCCUGGAAAGGACAACAUUCGACUUCAGAAGCUCCUCAAAAGGACCGCCAAGAAAAAAGCCUCCACUCAGGCAUCGCAGUCUGCCACACCUUUCCGUUCCAGCCUCUCCCCUGUAAAUGAAGCAAGCCCCGACCUCGAGCACAGUGACCACUUCACCCCGCCUCGCACUCCAGAUACACCACAGAGCUUCUACGGCAAUCAACCGCCGCGGUUCACCGUCAGGCUGCCGUAUCAGCAUGUGGCAUCUCCUUACCCACAACGUGCAGCUUAUGGCAGAGGAGCUAGGAUGUCACCUCAAACAGUGGUGAUGCCUUCAUACUCUUACUCUCAGCAUGUCACCACAGUUUCCUACCCUUCAGGAGUGUCAACAGCUUUGGGGCAAGUCCCUCAGCCAGGGGUCCCCAAAGUAUUGGUGCUGGCUUCCUCUGUGUCAGAGGUGACAGUAUCUGCUGCUGAAUUGAAAAAGUCAGCUUUUAACACAUUAGCUCAAACUCAUGCUAGUGUAAUAGGUCCAACUCCAUAUCCAACAUCAGGGCGUCAACCUAUGAUUCAGCCCCUCACCGUGUUGACCACGCUGGUCAAACCCAGAAGUCCACGUCCAACAUUUAAAGCAACUGAGCCCUCGAGAUCACCCAAACCCAUGUUUGAUGUCCCUCAAAUUAGGAUGUACACAGCAAGCACAUCAUUUUAUGAGACAUCCAGGAUGCCACCAGUGUAUGACACAGCUGGAUUAACUGCUAUUGGAAGCACGGUACCUCACAGCAAGAUGCCAGCAGAGACAAAUGAUCCUCAGAGAACAACACCAACUUCAGAUAUUAAAAGAACCACCCCAACAGCCGAAGUCAGAGGAGCCACCCCAACAGCCGAAGUCAGGGGAGCCACCCCAACCGCCGAACUCAGGAGAGCCCCCCCAACAGCCGAAGUCAGGAGAGCCCCCCCAACCGCCGAAGUCAGGAGAGCCACCCCAACAGCCGAAGUCAAGAGAGCCACCCCAACAGCCGAAGUCAAGAGAGCCACCCCAACAGCCGAAAUCAGGGAAGCCACCCCAACCGCCGAACUCAAGAGAGCCACCCCAACCGCCGAAAUCAGGGGAGCCACCCCAACCGCCGAAGUCAAGAGAGCCCCCCCAACAGCCGAAGUCAGGAGAGCCCCCCCAACCGCCGAAGUCAGGAGAGCCCCCCCAACCGCCGAAGUCAAGAGAGCCACCCCAACAGCCGAAAUCAGGGUAGCCACCCCAACCGCCGAAGUCAAGAGAGCCACCCCAACAGCCGAAAUCAGGGGAGCCACCCCAACCGCCGAAGUCAAGAGAGCCACCCCAACCGCCGAAAUCAGGGGAGCCCCCCCAACAGCCGAAGUCAAGAGAGCCCCCCCAACCGCCGAAGUCAAGAGAGCCCCCCCAACCGCCGAAGUCAGGAGAGCCCCCCCAACCGCCGAAAUCAGGGGAGCCACCCCAACCACUGAAGUCAAGAGAGCCACCCCAACAGCCGAAAUCAGGGGAGCCCCCCCAACCACUGAAGUCAAGAGAGCCACCCCAACAGCUGAAAUCAGAGCUAAAACACCAACUUAUGAGUUCCAAACAUCAAGGACUGCAGCAGGAAGGCCUAAAACACCAGCGUACCAUGUGACUCGAGCUGCAACACCUGUCUUUGAGAUCUCAAGACCCAAUCCUCUCCUGUUUGCAGUGUCGCCAGUUACAGUAGAGCCAGAGAGGUCGAGAAUGCCUCAAACAGUUUUGUUAGAAAGCAGUUCAUCAGCUUCCCAAAGUGUGAAGACUACAGCGCCUCCUGAACGAACACUAAAUGGGGGCAUCCAGUCAGACAUGAUAUCUUCAGAAAAACCAGUACAACCAAGUAUUACAAAGUCAAAGUCGGAACCAGAUCUGUCAAGUAGAAAGAGCUCAGUUGCUCCAGUUGGCUCUGAGGAACCUAAAGCACCAAUAACACCAGCUUUUUCUGGCCAGCAGAGGGCUAAGACACCAACAUAUGAGGCAUCCCGGCUUAUGACCACAUCGCCUGGCUAUAAAAGACCAAAGACACCCACAUAUGGGACAUUGGCUUCAGAUCUGUCACCUGUAGGCUUUCAGAGACCUACAACCGCAAUUCAAGUGUCUCAAAAGUCAAAGUCUUCUUAUCGUGGACUCACGCCGGCUGAAUACACGGCUUAUGGUGGAAUCAAAACUUACUCUCCAGCAUUUGGCAUCUCAGGUUUAAUGACGUCAAAUAAAGAAGAGGUUAAAGAUAAAAAAGAGAUCUCAGAAGAAUCAAAAGGACCUAACCAGGAACCCUCUGUGAAGAGACAAUCUGCAUUUGAGACUUCUACAAUCAAAAAAACCCCAAAAGAUGUUGCUCAGUCCCACCAGAGAGAUGAGAAGGUUGCUGCCACCCCUUCAAUCCCUUUUAUUGUUGUUACACAAGCAUCUGACUCCCCAGGAGCAAUGUUAACACAAGAGACGAGCAUGGGAUCUGGUCAGGUUGCAGCAAAACGUGAAACAGUAAUUCAAGAAACUCCAAAGGCUAAACUUUCAGCAGCAGAGAAACAGAAAGGGGAAACACCUAUUCAAGAAACCAAGCCAAAGACUCCUGAAGCCAAACGUCCUGUGCCUAAAGGUGGAGACCAAGAUCCCCUGAAGGCAGUAAAGAAACUUCUAGGCAAAAAUAAAGUCCCGACUGCUAAGCAGAAAUCAAUAACCGAGACAAAUGCUGAUGUUGCAGAACAAAAGGAACCAGCAAAACCUGUAGAUGUCAAUAAGAUCACAUCUGAAAGCUCAAAGCCAAGCACUGCAGCAUUUCCUCUGCCUGUCAAGGUUCCUGCUGCUGUAGAAGACAAUGAACAAGACAGGAAAACAGAAUCACCUUCAGGAGUUCAUUCUGUAGCUGAGAAAAAGGAAGGUGACCAGAGCCUCCCAAAAGCAGAACCCAUUCUUAAAGCCAUAUUGAAGCCAAAGGGAGUCAAAUCUAAAGCGAGUGGCUGGUCGCGGCUCAAGAAGCACAUGGUGGUGGAGCAGGAGGAGCCCAAAUUUCCACAGACAGGCUCUGAGAAAGAGGUCACGGGCAAGGACCAGAAGGAGAUAAAAACGGUGGAUGAGAAGGCUGGAGACAAGCCCAGUGUCCAGAAAGAAAACCAAACCAAAGACACUCCCAAGGCAGCACAAAUGUGGGACGCUGUCCUCUUCCAAAUGUUCUCCUCCAAGGAGAACAUCAUGCACCAGAUUGAGUUAAACAAAAGUGAGACAGAGAAGAAAGAAGAGGGAAAAGAUGAGCUGAAAGAAAUCCCUUCAUUUGCGUACCGAUUGCCUGUGCUGCUUUUCAGUCCAAAGUUUGAUGCUAAAAAGCUCAAGGAGGCAGCAUCGAGGCCCGUCACGAAAAUUUCCACUGUGUUUGAAAUGGGUUUGAUUGGGCGAAAAGGUAAAGACGAGGAACCAAAAGACUUUAAUAGAACAGCACGGGGGUUCACUGCUUCUUAAGAUACAUCUAAUGUGAAGUGCCAAGACAAAAGUGUAAAAAAAAGAAAAAGAGUUAGGAUUCUAUGUUUAAUGUACAGAUGCAGAAAAAUCUUAGCAACAGAAAUAAUGUAAAAGUCUGGAGUCUUAGUCUGUGUGUUUGUGCUGAAGAGAGCUUCGGUCUGAACUUUAUACUUGACAAAUGCUUCGUGUGACUGGCUGUCUGGGUGUUCACGCACAUGUUGGUAUUUGUGGAUUAGCUCCAUUUGUCUUAAAGUCAUUCAGAUUAAAGUGUUGUGAUGUCAGAGCUUCUCAUUUGCUCUUUUCAUCAACAUGUUCACGAUAAAUAGACAAUGUUAGAUUAUGGAUUAGCAUUGUUCUCUGAGGAUUUUAAAGGUGCCCUGUGGAGUUUUGUUGUGCAGAAUUUUAGGUGUUUAUAGUAAUGAUACUCAGCAUCCUCGUUUCUGCCUUGUUGGUGCAUUGCUCCACAUUCUGGCUCAGCUGAGGCUGAAACUGAGCUAUCAUAAAUGCAUGAAACAGACCUGCUAUGUUUAAAAACCACUACAUAGUGUUAAAAUCUCCACAGGGUAUCUUUAUUGCAGAAACAUUAUUAGUAAAAUAAAUUACAUUUUGGUGAAUAAAAUUAUAUUUUUAUGUAUAAUAAAUAAAAAUGUAACUGAUUUUAAGACAAAUAAUUUGUGUAAUCAUUUAAAUAUGUCGUUUUUUCAAAAUGGUGCUACUUGCCUCAGGGUAAGACCUCUCACUAACACACGUGUACGUAGAGAAAUAUGAUUUUUUGUUUUUAGGCUGUAGAUGGCUGUGUUUGUGAAUAAACCUCUUAAAGCUGAAACGACAUUUUUAAAAGCAUUUAAAUUACAAUGAUCUGACAAAAAAGGCACAGAGUUCAUUUAAAUCCGUGACUAUUGUUAUAAUUUAAUAUUUACACAUUAGACAUUGAGUCUUAGUUAUUUUUACAAUCUCAUUUAUCAAAUAGCUUCACGCUGUAGGAUGAAAAAUCACAGCUGAGUACUCCAUACUCAGUAACCUCAGUAAAGCUGCACAAUAACGAAUGUUACAUAAACUAGAGCUUUACUAUAAAAAUAUAUAAUUAUCACACAAUGUUAAAAAUAGUGUAAAAUUAAAUAUUUUGCAGCUCAACAUGUUAAAUUUGACUGUGACUUAAAGACGGUCGAUGAGGUAAAAGCUUGUGAAAGUUGUAGAGUGAUGAUGAGCAGCCUCCACUGUGAUGGAGAUGAGUAGGAUAGUGAUCUGUGAGGUCAAAGGUAAAGAUGCACAGUAGGGAUUUAUUUGACUGUAAUGCAUGGUAGGCAGUCCAACAUUAAUUUUUCUAGCUCUUUUUUGACCUGCUGGGAUUCAGCAGGUAUUUUAUUGAUGGUCUUUCUAACGUGUGUUGGAGCCGCUGAUUGUUGCAGGUUCAGCUUCAGAGCUGCUGUCAAAGCAGUCUGAAGCUGAGUGACCUUCACACAAACCGAUGCUACACAGCAAGACCACAAAUAAAAACUGCUCUGAGCCCCCCCCCCAAAAAAAAAACUUUCUAAACUGAAUUCAGUCCUUUUAUUGUCACAUCUCCAUCUGGGUAACUGAGCGUAGCUUACUGUUUCAUAAUCAAACCAAACUGUGACGUGUGUGUCUAUAUUACUGUGUUUUUGUUAUCACUGAUCUUUUAUUUAA